AUGCAUAAUACGAUAACGAAACUACUUACUGGGUAUCGCCUCGCCGUUGUUGAAGAGGCCCCUGCCUUCACCGGCGCCAAUAGCUGCAAUAUGCGGAGUCAUUUUACGAGAUAUUCUAAACGGAAAAUCCGAACAAUUCUUCCAAUUGUCAAACUUUGCAAGAGACUUAAUUUCUCAGAUUAUACCAAGCAACCUUCGAACACAAUGUCUCCAGACACUGUCAACGUUUCGGCGCCCACCCCCCCAAACACCGGUCCAAUUUUCUACCGCAACAGCGGAGGCCAGUGUAUCGUGAUGUAG
Molecule: messenger RNA, 300 nt
Organism: Paracoccidioides lutzii Pb01
Exons: 4
Coding region: 1-300 (99 amino acids)
Source: RefSeq, a predicted model, not a curated record